CAACUCGCCGCAAGCUUGCAAGGAGUCUGCCGUCGGUCACCCAUCGCGACGGCUGCCCGGACCCCACGAGGCUGCCGCAACCAUGCGCCUCGCGCUGCUUCUGGCGCUGGCGGCGCCGGGCGCUGCCAUCACUGCACCCAAACAAGCACUGCCCCCAACCAGUGAGAAGCUUUUGAAGAAGCGAGGCGGCGCCGUCAAGCAACUGCCGAUCACGACCUGGCUCCCCGCACUUCGUAAAGAAGAUAUAUUGAAUGACGCUUUAGCUGGAUUAACGGUAGCAGCCAUGCUCAUUCCGCAGGGCAUGAGCUACGCGUCGAUAGCAGGCUUGAAUCCCAUCGUAGGACUCUAUUGCUACGUGCCCAUGUUGGUCUACGCUUGUUUGGCCGCGUCAUCAUUUGUCGUGAUCGGCCCGGUAGCACUAGUCUCAACAACUCUAGCCCCGAUGAUCGCUGGGGAAGAGUCAGAAGCCGCCAAACUCAUGGCAGCAUCAUCAUUGAUGUUCUGGUCCGGCAUCUCCACCUGCGUCUUAGGAUUGAGCGGCCUCGGCGGCCUUGUGGAACGCGUGCCGAAGGAUAUUUUGAGUGCCUUCGUCACGUGCUGCGCGUUUAAUAUCGCGGGGACACAAAUACCGUCCGUGCUCAAAGUCGCCAAGCCGCACGGGCAUACCCCUCUACAGAUAUUGGUAGGCGCUCUGCAGAACGCGCCGGAUUUUCACUCAUUCACAGCUGCGUUCUCAGCCUUGACCUUUGCAUUUCUCGUUGCGCUGAAACGACUACCUUUACAUACCAUGCUCAAUCUACCAAAAUCUGUACCAUCUUCCAUAUUUGGCUCGCUGGGCCCCUUCCUCGCGAUGGUGUUAGGUAUUGUCGCGAACCAAAAAUUCGACUUGUCGGGAAGAGGUCUAGCCGAGGUCGGCGUCGUGCCGUCGGGAUUACCUUCUAUCGUUUCUCCGCUAUCAAGGCCGCCACCAAACGUCAAGGACGCUUUGGUACUGUCAUUUGUCGCGCUCACAGAAACGCUCGCCAUGGGCAAGGCACUGGCCGAACGCGCUUCUCAAAAGCUCGACACGUCGCAGGAAAUUCUGGCCGUGGGCGCCGCGAACGUGGCAGGAUCAGCCUUCCAAUCGUACACCGUGGCCGGGUCGUUCUCCCGAAGUGCGGUCAACGUCGUGACGGGCGGUUCCUCGCAGCUGUCGUCGAUCGUGACGGCCGGGGCCGUUGUUUUGACGUUACUGUUCUUCACGGGAUGUUUUGAGAGGGUCCCGAAGGCGGUCUUGGGUUCGAUCUUGAUCUACGCCGUGUCCGGUUUAGUUGACGUGAAGCGGGUGAAGGCGCUGGCGUCGUCCGAUACAAAAGGAUUGGCGAAGUGGCUCGUCUUCUUCGGUUUGAUGAUGGCGCUCGGGCCGGCGGAGGGGCUCGUCGCGUCGGUCGCGGUGGACGCGGCGCUCGGGCUGGUCGGCUGAUUUUCGUCGCGCGUAACGUCUUUAACUUU
Messenger RNA from Pelagomonas calceolata, 1491 nucleotides. The record is from the annotation of a GenBank genome assembly. NCBI's taxonomy places the organism in Eukaryota, Pelagophyceae, Pelagomonadales, Pelagomonadaceae.